UGCCUUGAUGCCUUCGGCCGUCUCUGCUGAGUCCUGACCUGAGUGUCGUCUCUUCCAUUCUUGGCAACCUUCGCAUUCCCUCUCCGGUCUCUCAAUCUCACACUUGGUCUCUUCCUAAUCUAUCACACUCCCACGUCUCUCAUCGCUUCUGUUGUUGAUUACUUCUCUCAACUUCUUUUUGUUAUUGUCAACAAUUUUGGACUUUACAUAGCACCAACCUGCUGAUUUAGUUGAAAUAUAAUUUUUAAUAAUGACACUAUCUGGAUUGAGUGGUUGCCCCUCAAGAUGUCUCCAGCUUCCUUCUCGCUUGGGGUCACCGCAUCUCCAAAUUGCAGCUUUUUCUGGGUUUGGGAAGCCCAAGCAAGACCUGCACUUUCUCCAAGUAGAACAGAUCAAUUUGGUGGCUUCUAGACUUAAACGUGCUGCCCGGAAAAUGCAAGUGGUCAAGAGUGCCAUGGAUGCUUCUUAUGGUGAUAUGACAAAUGAAUCUCCUGCUGUCUUUCCAAGAAUAAAUGUGAGGGACCCAUACAAGCGACUUGGAAUUAGCAGGGAAGCUUCUGAAGAUGAAAUUCAAGGAGCAAGGAACUUCUUAAUUCAAAAAUAUGCAGGACACAAGCCAAGUGUGGAUGCAAUUGAAUCAGCCCAUGACAAAAUUAUCAUGCAAAAGUUCUAUGAGCGGAGGAACCCGAAAAUUGACUUGAAGAAGAAAAUGAGGGAAGUGAAUCAAUCUCGGGUUGUUCAAUCUGUGAGAAGCAGAUUUCAGACUCCAUCUACAAAGUUCAUCGUAAAAACAUCUGUCACAUUCUUGUUGCUCGGAGCUCUUACUGUUCUUUUUCCAACUGAGGAAGGGCCAACUCUUCAGGUGUUAAUAUCUCUGAUAGCUACAAUGUAUUUUAUAUACGAUCGGCUGAAGAGCAGGAUUCGAACCUUACUCUAUGGGGCUGGCUCAUUUGUUUUUUCCUGGCUAUUAGGAACUUUCUUGAUGGUGUCAGUAAUUCCUCCUAUUCCUAUAAUUAAGGGACCAAGAACUUUUGAGGUGAUGUCAUCAUUGAUAACAUAUGUUUUGUUAUGGGUUUCAUCCACCUAUCUUAAGUAGUGCUGCCUUGUUGAUUAUAAUGGAAUUUGAUGUGUAGGAAGUGGAGUUUUUGUAUUGUUGUGUUUGGUGUAAUAGAAUCAGGCUUCCAAAGGAAUUCCUAUCCCAUUAAAUUGGCCGUAACCUGGUUCCUUCAAAAAGCUUCCACGAAAAUGAACAGGGCAUGAGAGUUUCUAA
Molecule: messenger RNA, 1270 nt
Organism: Prosopis cineraria
Lineage: Eukaryota; Viridiplantae; Streptophyta; Magnoliopsida; Fabales; Fabaceae
Product: protein CHAPERONE-LIKE PROTEIN OF POR1, chloroplastic
Exons: 4
Coding region: 251-1096 (281 amino acids)
Cellular component (GO): chloroplast membrane
Source: RefSeq, a predicted model, not a curated record